UCACUCUCUCCUCCUGCCUUUCUCGACAAUAUUACUUUGUGGAUAAAAAUAUGACCUGGGCUGAAGCACAGACGUACUGCAGACAGAACUACACUGAUCUGGCCACGCUUGAGAAUGCUAACAACACAAAGAGUUUGAUUGCUGCUGCUGUGAACAGUAGUUAUAAUGGACUUGCUUGGAUUGGGCUGUAUGAUGAUGUGAUAAACGGCUGGAGAUGGUUUUUGGAUGAUGAUACUCUUUAUGGGCUAGAAGAAAGAAAUUUCAGGAAAUGGGCAAACACACAGCCAAAUAAUAUUUAUGGAAUGCAGAUGUGCACACAAAUAUAUUCACAAGGGAAUUGGAAUGAUCUUCAGUGCGGUGGCCAGCUCCCCUUCGUUUGCUACAACAAAGCCAAUAAUAGUCAUGUUCUGAUUACAUCAUCUAUGUCUGUCUCUAAUGCUCGUCAGCACUGCAGACAGUAUUACACAGACCUGGCCAUCAUCAGGAACCAAUCAGAGAAUCAACUGAUCACAAAUUUGUUAGCAGGAAACCUCACCGCUUGGAUUGGUCUUUACAGAACUAGACAGUGGUCAGAUCAGAGCAACUUCACUUAUGAGAACUGGAUAACUGGACAGCCAGAUAACCUGGGGGGUGUUGAACACUGUACCGCUGCGUCUCUGAAUAACUCUGGACAGUGGAGUGAUGAAAACUGCACUCAAAACUUUCCUUUCUUCUGUUAUAAAGACUCCACCACCACCACCCAGGCUACUGCUGCUGGACCCCUGUCAUCAGGACCCACCUCAGGCUCUACAGAUACUACUGCUGGACUCCUCUCGUCUGAACCCACAUCAGACUCUAAAGGACCCACCUCAGGCUCUACAGAUACUACUGCUGGACUCCUCUCGUCUGAACCCUCUAAAGAAAACGUGAUGAGAAUGCGGGUUAGAUUUACAUCUGUGAGAAACCUGACUGAUGCUGAGAUUGAAAAUGUUAUACUGCUGCAACUCCAGACUCAACUGAUCAACAAAGGGCUUCCGAGCAACACCAAGCUGCUUUUGAAAAAAGUUCUUAAGAGAAACAAUGACACAUUAUAAUCAACCCGUGUGAAGAACUGCAAAAUUAGUUACUGUAUUUCAAGGUUUAAAAUUGAAGAGUUUUACUGUCAUGUGCACAGAAACUGGCAGUUACCCUGAACACAGACGCUUUUGUCCAAAACGACUUACAAUAGUCAAUAGUACUUGUUAGUGUUAGUGGUGGUGUCAAAUGUAAUGUAAUGUAAUGUAAGUAAUUAUGACAAGUAAAAGCUAUACAACCAUAGUUUAUAAAUAAAUUUGUAUAUAAAAGCAGAGACAAAACUGAAGAGACAGGUUAAAAAUGUAGGUCAAUAUUUUGUACUUUACUUGAGUAUAUGUGUGAUUUAACACUUCAUUACUUGUUUAAGGUACAUUUACAUAAAAAGCACCAUUUUGAAAAUGGGCUUGUUGGUGUUUAUUUGUGAUUCUUUUGUUUUUAAUCAGUCAAACUAUGAUUUCCACCUAACCAAGUGCAUUAUUGUUACCAAAUCCAAAUUCGAACACAAAUCCUCUAAAACCUUUAUACUUCUAAUGUGUUAUUUCCAAUUAAAUGAAUAAUCAGUAUUUUAUCUUAAUCAAUAUUUAGCAUGAUCUAUUUAUUAUCCAGUUUUACUUUAUGAUCUCUGGUUAAUUCUUUUAAGUGAUUCAUAUGUAACCAUGGGUAAAACUUUUAUGUGCUGUGUAUUACUUUGGUCAAGAUGGGCUUCAAAGCCUCUUCUCAGAGUUGGUAUAAAAACUGUACGCUACUUUGUGGACAAUCUGAGAUAUUUUAUCUUCACAUAAUCUAUCUAUUCAUUUUACAAUAGACAGAAACCUGUGGGCCUGAUAUAAGAUUAUAAUUAGCUAAUUGAAGAAGUUGAGAGCACUAUUUGGAUGUUUUGUUCUCCUUAAACUUUGAUUAACUUUCUUUUAUUUUUCAUUAUCUGUUGCAUUCCAAAAACCCUGUUUUGUGAAAGCUAUUUUACACUUAUGAUGAAUCUGGUGUCAUCUUAUUUGACUUAUUUCCCAGCACUGUUAAGAAAACUGUGGUGCAAAAAGCAAAACCCUACUUACACCAACUCCAGCAUCCUGGUCUGUUUACACAAUGCAGGCUGGUUUUAUGCUGUUGGUGCCAAAUUCCGACACAGCUCUCUUUAUAUAUGUUAUCAAAUCUCUUCUGUGAGUUUUUAUCUGAGAUGCUUUAGCCCUUUUUCAGCUUAAACCAUGUAUUGCACUAUUCUGAGUAAACUCUAAAUCUUUAAACCCCAGCUGAUAUGCAGUUUUAGGAAUACUUAAAUCGGCCCAUAUGUGAUUAGAAAUAAUACCACACUGAAUUACUGAGAUCACAUUUUUCUCCAUUCUGAUGGUUGGUAUGAACAUUGUUUUCCUGUAUUCACAUGAUUUUAUGCAUCGCAUUGCUGCCACACCAUGGCCAGAUGACAUAACUGCAUGAAUGUGAAGAUGUACAGGUAUUACUAAUAUAAAGCACUGAGUAAGUGUAUAUUUGUAUCAGUUUGAGAAAAUGAAUGAUAUUUUGUAAAAACAUAAUACACCAUGUAUCAUCAUUAUCAAAUGCAUGCUCCAUAAGAAACAAUAAAAAACUGAA
Molecule: messenger RNA, 2637 nt
Organism: Astyanax mexicanus (Mexican tetra)
Lineage: Eukaryota; Metazoa; Chordata; Actinopteri; Characiformes; Acestrorhamphidae
Product: putative C-type lectin domain family 20 member A
Exons: 9
Coding region: 51-1073 (340 amino acids)
Source: RefSeq, a predicted model, not a curated record